Messenger RNA from Mesorhabditis spiculigera, 369 nucleotides. The record is from the annotation of a GenBank genome assembly. Lineage: Eukaryota; Metazoa; Nematoda; Chromadorea; Rhabditida; Rhabditidae.
AUGGCCAGAAUAAAGUCAAAGGACCUCCGCGGUAAGAAGAAGGACGAGCUCCUGAAGCAGCUCGAGGAGCAGAAGACCGAGCUCGCUUCCCUCAGGGUAUCCAAGGUGACUGGAGGAGCCGCCUCGAAGCUUUCGAAAAUCCGUGUUGUUCGCAAAAACAUCGCCCGUAUCCACACCAUCUGCAACCAGACGCAGAAGGCUGAGCUGAGGAAACUUUACGCCGGCAAGAAGUACAAGCCCCUGGAUCUGCGCCAUAAGAAGACCCGCGCCCUCCGACGAGCCCUGACCAAGCAUGAGCUCUCCCUCAAGUCCGCCAAGCAGCAACACAAGCUCCGUGCUUUCCCGAUCAGGAAGUACGCCGUUAAAGCC